Molecule: messenger RNA, 2047 nt
Organism: Syngnathoides biaculeatus (alligator pipefish)
Lineage: Eukaryota; Metazoa; Chordata; Actinopteri; Syngnathiformes; Syngnathidae
Product: solute carrier family 2, facilitated glucose transporter member 9-like
Exons: 12
Coding region: 116-1684 (522 amino acids)
Biological process (GO): monosaccharide transmembrane transport
Cellular component (GO): membrane
Molecular function (GO): hexose transmembrane transporter activity
Source: RefSeq, a predicted model, not a curated record
CAGACUUAGUAGCUUUGCAGUUCAAAGCUAGUGUGACUUCUUCAACCAUGCUCUUUCUUGAAGUCUAGAAUGAAACUGAUCUUUACGGUGUGGAAAUUUAAAAUAAAUAUCUUAAAUGGCAGAAGAGUUUUUAAUUCCACCAUCUGGCAAAAUAAUUCCGAGUCUUACAGGUUCACUGUUGGCUGUGGCUUUUCUUACUUCUUUUGGGAGCUCUAUGCUUUAUGGAUACAAUUUAGCUGUGGUCAACUCUCCUGCUAUGUAUAUAAAGAACUUCUACAACAAAACAGCACUGAGCCGCAAUCGAACUGGACUCAGCGGGGAGACCCUGACACUGAUGUAUUCGCUCACUGUGUCUGUAUUUGCUAUUGGUGGACUAAUUGGUUCCUUAAUUGUGGGAGUGCUGGUUUCUCGCUUUGGCAGAAAAGGCACAGUGGUAAAAACAACAGUUCUGGUGUUUUUUGCUGGUUCACUCAUGGGAUUUAGCAGAAGUUGUGGUUCACCUGAGAUGGUCAUACUGGGUCGUUUCAUCUCAGGAAUUCACUCAGGAAUCUCUUUAAGUGUAGUUCCAAUGUACCUUGGUGAGAUAGCACCAAAGAACCUCAGGGGGUUUCUGGGUUUAGUGCCAAGCAUCUUUAUAGGCACAGGAGUCUUCGCUGCCCAAAUCCUUGGACUACAUGAACUAUUAGGAAAGGAGGAACACUGGCCUCUGUUUCUCUCUGUGGUGGUGGUACCUACAUUUAUCCAGUUACUUCUGUUGCCUUGGUUCCCAGAAAGCCCCAGAUACCUCCUAAUCGAGAAGCACAAUGUCCAUGCUACAAUCACAGCUCUGAAGUCGUACAGGGCCAAUUGUAACAUCCAGGCUGAGAUUGAAGAGAUGCAGGAAGAGCAACGUUCAUUGUCAUCUGUGAAGACAUUGUCAGUGUGGAAUCUGCUCCUUGAUGAUUCAGUUCGCUGGCAGGUCCUCAGUGUUGUGAUCAUCAACGUUGGCAUGCAGCUCUCUGGCAUUGAUGCUAUCUGGUUCUACACCAAUGACAUAUUUGAAAAUGCGGGAAUCCCUAUGUCAGAGAUCCCAUACACGACAGCAGGCACAGGAGUUAUAGAGAUAAUUGCUGGACUUAUUGGGUGUUUCACCAUAGAGAAGCUGGGGAGGAGGCCUCUUUUGGUUGGAGGUUUCACCAUGAUGGGGAUCUGCAGUGCUGGAAUAACAUUUACCCUAAUUUUACAGACACGUUUAUCUUUCAUACAUUAUGUGAGUGUUUGCUGUGUUGUCGGCAUCAUCGCUGGAUUCUGUAUCGGCCCAGCGGGUGUUCCCUUCUUGGUUACAGCAGAGCUUUUUAAACAAUCCCACCGCCCGGCUGCCUACAUUGUGGGAGGAUCGCUCAACUGGCUUUCCAACUUUACUGUAGGCUUUGUCUUUCCUUUCUUACAGAUGUCAGCUGGGUCUUACUGCUACUUGGUCUUCGCCAGCAUUUGUCUGUCAGUGGCUGUUUAUGUCUACACAAUCAUACCAGAGACCAAAAACAAGACGUUCAUGGAGAUAAGUCGAUUGUUCUCCAAGAAGGAGCCCGUUCUAGAGACCCGGUGCCUUCUACUGGUGGAUCAGCGGAAGCUGAAGAAGAUUAAUGGCUAUGGAGGCCUGGAACAUCAUUCACUAGCAUUUGAGAGUUCUUCCUCUGUAUCUUAACAAAGAUUUAAAGUUUUACUCAGACUCUAGAUAGACUCUACUACUUGUGGAAUGCUCUUUAUACUGAAUUAGAUUUUUGCUGCAAAAAUAUGAUUGGGGCAAACAUCCUUAGCUUUUAAAACUGACGCUACACUAUGCAUAGAAUUGAACCUCUGAUUUAUUGCUUUCCUGAAAUAGACCUCGGCUUCUGUGACAUUGAAUGUGUGCAAUAUAAAUCUAGAAACAAAUUAAUACCUUUAAUAAAUAUUCUAUAUGACACAUUUCAACCUAAACCAGUUAUGUGGGACCCAGUUAUAGUGUUAUUGAUGUGACACUAUUUGACGUGUUUUUAUGCAAUUAUACAGUAUAUCUUAAUAUGAUCUU